Callorhinchus milii (elephant shark) is the source of this 2428-nucleotide messenger RNA. RefSeq names its product calnexin. Gene Ontology annotation, molecular function: calcium ion binding. Gene Ontology annotation, biological process: protein folding. The transcript is spliced from 15 exons. Gene Ontology annotation, cellular component: endoplasmic reticulum; endoplasmic reticulum membrane. Lineage: Eukaryota; Metazoa; Chordata; Chondrichthyes; Chimaeriformes; Callorhinchidae. Bases 142 to 1869 code for a protein of 575 amino acids. The record is from RefSeq and is a predicted model, not a curated record.
GCUUGUUGCCAUGGUUUCACUUGGUGUUCGCUCCCGAGCAAAGGUUGGGAAUCUGGAGCUGGCACUUUCCCUCCUCGGUGGGACGGCGUCAGUCAGGAGCACCUCAGCAUUCCCGGGAUUCCCAACCACCUGAAAGUUACAAUGCAGUUGCUGACAAUGCUGUGCCUUGUGGCCUGUCAGCUGGCUCCAGUGUUCACUCAAGAGGCUCUGACUGAUUCAGAGUCUGAAGGAGAUAUUGAAACUGUUUACCAGCCCCCGAGAGCUGCCGGGCCUGUGCACUUUACAGCUUCCUUCGACGUCGACGGUUUGGAAAGCUGGGUAAAGUCUAAUGUAAAAAAGGAAGACACUGAGGAAGAUGUCAACAAAUACGAUGGAACGUGGGAUGUGGAAGAACCUCGUGACAGGGCAGUCCCCGGGAACAAGGGGCUGGUGCUCAAAUCCCGUGCCCAACACUACGCCAUCUCUGCCCCGUUGUUCCGACCCUUCCUCUUCGAGGCCUUGCCCCUCAUCCUGCAGUAUGAGGUCCAUUUCCAGGACGGCAGUGAGUGUGGGGGAGCUUACCUGAAGCUGCUCUCUGAGGACAACCAGCUGGACCUGAGACAAUUCUUUGACAAGACGCCGUUCACCAUCAUGUUUGGGCCGGACAUGUGCGGAAAGGACUAUACACUUCACUUCAUCAUUCGACACAAAAACCCGGUGACGGGGGGGUAUGAGGAGAAGCGAGCGAGGCAGCCAGACAUCGAUCUCCAGGAUUACUUUACAGACAAAAGACCUCACCUCUACACACUGAUUGUGAGACCCGACAACACUUACGAGAUGCUGAUUGAUGAGACCUCGGUGAGCAGAGGGAACCUCCUCCAGGACAUGACGCCUCCUAUCAAUCCCCCCAGAGAGAUUGAAGACCCUGAUCAUCACCAGCCCAAGGACUGGGAUGACAGACGUCUAAUCCCCGAUCCACAGGCAGUGAAGCCCCCAGACUGGGAUGAGGAGGCUCCACAAAAUAUUCCGGACCCCUUGGCAGUGAAGCCUGACGCCUGGCUGGACAAGGAGCCACAGUACAUUCCAGAUCCAAACUCAGAGAGACCAUCAGACUGGGACGAUGAAAUGGAUGGGGAAUGGGAAGCAGCCCGGAUCCUGAACCCUGUGUGUGAGAGCGCCCCAGGCUGUGGGCCCUGGAGACACCCAACCAUCCCCAACCCGGACUACAAGGGGAAGUGGAAAGCACCAAUGAUUGACAACCUCAAAUACAAGGGAAUCUGGAAGCCUCGAAAGAUUCCCAACCCAGAGUAUUUCGAGGACCCAACACCGUUCCGUAUGACGGGAAUCAGAGCUGUUGGCCUGGAGCUGUGGUCAGUGACGCCCAAUGUCCUGUUUGACAGUUUUAUUAUCUCCUCUGAUGAGGCUGUGGUAAAGCAGUGGAUACAGGACACCUGGGCCCUGAAACAGAAAGCCUAUCACGCUGCCAGACCGGGUGUGAUAAUGCAGCUGUUUUUGGCCACACACAAGAGGCCCUGGCUCUGGGGGAUUUAUGUCUUCACUGUCGCUCUUCCCGUUGUGCUGUUCAUCAGCUUCCGAUGGCCUGACUUGAGGUUUGGGCCCCCAGAUGAUUACUAUUACAAGAAGACGGAUGAGGUACAGCCUGACGAUGCAGAUCAGCAGCAGAGUAACAGGAGGGACUGCGGGGAUCCAGGUGAAAGCUCACACCUUCAGCAACAGGAUGCCGGCAGUAAAGGGACAAAGAGAAGAGGUGCCCGGCCAACAGUGAGAGCAGAUAAAGAAACCGCUGAGCAGGCAGGAGGGAGCAGCGAGACGGGUGAAGCGGAGACAGCAGCAGAGCCGACAAGACACCGCGCAAGACGGCCGGAGUGAUAGCGAUGAGCCGCGGGGAGUCACAUAAUCCCCAGAGAGACGAGUAUUUUACACAGAAUUCUCCACUGGGCAGAGCUUUUCAGAGACACUUCCUCCCCUUCCCCCACCCCCAACCUGGACACCUCAGUUGCCACUUUCUGUCAGUCACGCAGCUCAUCACAGACUGCAAUACAAUCACCCACAAAAUAUACAGUCAAUUCGCUUUACAAUAUAUUCUGUGAAGCAUUUCAGAUGUGUCAACAACGUGAUAAGGCGCUGUAUCAAACACAAGGAUUAUUAUUAUUAUUAUGAAUAUUAUUAUUAUGAUGUUGAAAGGGAGUGAUAGAAUGAAAUAAGGUACUUUGUUUUACUGAUGGCCUUGAAUCAGGCAGAGAAUUUACAAGUUUUUUCUUGACUUACGACCUUACUAUCCAUUCAUAUAAGUACCACAUUCCCAGGGAGUAAGCACGCAAGGUGAGUGUUACAGUAAUUUGGGACGUAGAGGACCAGAAAAUACUUUUGUGAGCCACUUGGACAAUUCCAAAGUGAGAAACAAAUUAAAAUCCAACAAAUAAUUGCA